Molecule: messenger RNA, 29316 nt
Organism: Xyrichtys novacula (pearly razorfish)
Lineage: Eukaryota; Metazoa; Chordata; Actinopteri; Labriformes; Labridae
Source: the annotation of a GenBank genome assembly
UUAUGUUUAAAAUUUCAUAAGCAAUCUCUUUAAUUGCUGGGCAUUACAGGAAAAAUGCUUAAAAUGUACAGUUUUAGGGUCGCUCAUGUGAUCAAAUUGUUAUUUCCGACGGUCAGUGAAGGCAGCACACUUUCCCUGCGCUGACCUCUGACAGCAGCCGGCCUGCUCAUGGAUCCGCUCCCUCCCUUCACAAACACGGAAGCAGCAUGGCGUCCAACAGCAGCGGCGGCGGCGGUGAAGGCGGCAGCUCCGACAGGCAGCGAAUUGCACAGCAGAGGCUGAGGAUCAUCGCCGGGCAUUUACAGAGACCGGCGGACGAUGGCUUGAUCGUCCUCGCCGCGGAGUGUAAAGGCCAAAAUAACAAAACAGAGGCUUCCAGCGAGGGGAGGACGGUGCCGAGGAGGAGGUACGAGGCUGGGAUGGAGCGGUGGAUAAGGGUCCAUCAUCUGUGGCUUUAGCUAGUUUUAAAGCAGUCAUUCAUAGACUAUUUUCUAGCAGGAUGACAUGCAUUAGCAGUCGUAUUCCCCUCUCUUAUCUGAGCAUUAGUAAUGAAUGCAGAGACGGUGAAAGCUGGUUUUGUUGAGCCUGCUAGCUAAGGUUGCUGGGCUCCAGAGUAGACCUUGGUUUGCUAAGGAGUGGGUGCGGCUAGGUUCACUCUGAAGAGUUUGUCGUUGUUGGGGGCGACUUUCUUAAAGUUAGAUAGAAAAUGCUUGUCUUUUGUUGAUUUCACUCCUCAGACGGCAAUUUUCUGUAACUGAAGCUUCAAUAAUGUUGAGUUAUGGCUAAGCUCCUGGUACUUUCGUUAUGAUUAUCACGAUAGAGCAACUGGAUUUAAUUGGCGACACAUUAAUCCAGGGACACGUUAUUACAGCCAUUACGGUAAUGGUUGCUGUUACGUAUGGCUGUUACGUAUUUGUUUAAUUCAUCUUUUUUUUUCUUUCUUCAACAAACGUAACACAUGGGCUAGUUUUAAUCAAACUUCCAUACCCAUUUCCUCAUUACAUAGGAAGUUAAAUUAUUGAUAAAAUGUGAUAAUUAAGGUGUACUCUGUGAUUUUAUGUAAUGACUGAGAGGAUUUUAGUAAGAAAAGACAAGAAAACACACUUUAUUUCUUGCUGCAAGUUGUGUUGAUCUGAUUGGUUCAGACAAGUAGUGGCCUGACUUUCAACCUAUUGGCAGCUCACUUCCUUAUGAGAAAACAACACCACACUGUGCUGACAUCUAGUGUCAGUCGGAGUAAACAGCUGGAGCCAAACAGCCAACUACUUAAAAAAAAUACCAGAAUUUGAUGUUGUGAAACUCAUCAUGUCCUGUUCUGGUCAGUAUGACACUGAGAUGACAUAACAUGGCUCAGUGUCACUGUCUGUUUUACUGUCUACAGAGUGUUUAGUUUGGUUCUGUAUGGAAACAGUCGUUGUGCAUCAAUGAUGUUGCCAGAGGAAGUUUGAGCAGUUUAGAAGGUUUUGAUCUGACUGUAUACAAAGAAUUCAUUCAUGUUGCAAGGUUCAGAGACAAGUACAUUCAGGUGCCAGACAGCAUAUUUGUCCCCAUCACUGGUUUGAUUGAACAUGACCGCAAACCCUGCUGUAACAAUGGAACAGCAAAUAGUGACAUUUCCUUUGGAGAAGUAUCAAACACUUACCCCUUUCAGACUUUCAACUAUUUUACAGAAAAUUCUUUACGUUACCUUUCUGGUACGGUUGGUUGAGUAGCUUCAGGAAAGAAUCUUGAUUUACAGGUUUUGUUGAGUGUCAGGUCUGCUGUUCACAUUUGAAUAAAAAGGAUAUCUCUGGCCUUGCAUGUAUAUAGUUUACACUUUUGUGUCCCACCGGUAUGUGAAGUUUACAAAUGGUACGGCACACUAAGGCUUAGUGCAUUGUAAACCAUUGUCAAUCAUAAGGGUUUUAUAUUGUAUUAUCUAAUAUUUAUGGCAAUAUUGGCCAUGCUUUGCAAUUUAUAGCAUAAUCCAAUAUCUGUUUUUCUACUGAUUCAUUAAAAAUCCAUCUAAAACACAUUACUGGCGACGACAACCAUGUGCUUUUAGAUUUUGAUUAAUAUUCACUUAAGUUCAACAAUCAUGUUUUAUACUUUUUUGGCAUUUUUAAAUUGUUUUACAUAUUGGCCAUCAGUAGACCAGCUCUCAUUGGCCACUGAAAAACUGUGAUUGGUCACUUCAUUCUGUACGAAUUUGCAAUACACAAAAAUGAUGCCCUUAGAGUAUAAUGUAAAGUAUAAAGACAAAUAAAGGGAAGUUCAGCUGAGACUUUCAAUGUGGCACAAAGUCAUUAACUUAAACAUAAAGGCGUUUUUAUUGGAAAAAAAAAAAGGAUAUUCAAUCAUUUUAGUAGAAUUUCUGUACAUUACAAGUUUACCUCCAACAGCCUCAAUGUCAGUAUACCUGAGCACAGCACACCUGAUGUAGCCUCUACACUUCUGUGUUAAUAUCCCAUCCUGAGUUUGCUCCAUUGAAACAACCAAACUAUAAGAUAAGGAGGAAAUCACAAGAUACGGGUGCUUAUCUUGAAUACACGGCACAGUUGCUCUGUAAAGUAUUGGAGCAUAGAUUGAUAAAGAUCACAUCAUCUUUUGUUGUGAAGCUGUUGACUGCAAUCUUAAGGUAUCUCCACAGCGAUAAGAAAUAUUCCUCACCUUUGGUAGUUAUUGCAGAAUUAUUGGAGUGUGGCACGUGCCUGUAUGUGUCAGGAAGACACAAGCACUAAAUCGUCAGAUGGCGCUUAUGACUACAGCACAAACGUUUGGCUCUUAUCAGAAAAAACUGUGUAUAAGGGUGCCUGCAGGGUGCAAUAAAUAUUAAAUAUUUUCAUGUGUUGGCUCACAGCAAAGGUGUGUCUGCUAGCUUCAUGUGUGCAUAUAAAUUCUGUUUGAAUACGACACUUAACAAGCUGUGUGUUUGUGGGCUGGUGUGCAGAGAAGGGCAGACAAUCAGGGAGUACUGCAGGCGUGUCUGUCUGCAUCCUCCCAUGUUGUAAAUGUGCUAACUGAUAGCCAGCUCCGCUUUGAAUGCAAAGGUGGUGGAUGACUUAUUAAAAUUAGGUCAAAUAAAGGCCUGUGUUUAAAAUAUGAAUAUGAAAUAUACUAAUUUCACAGCAAUGACCCUAGCUAACCAAGUAAAAAGUAUUUCAGGAAAUACCCUACCCCUAUUUGCCUGAUGGUUUGUCACGUCCCAACAUUACUCUAAGCUGUAUGUGUUGGUAACUGAACCACUGACACUGUUUGUUUUCCCACAGGCAGGAGAUUAUGAAGUGGAACGGCUGGGGAUACAGUGAUUCAAAAUUCCUCUUCAACAAGAAAGGGCAAGCAGAAUUUACUGGCAAAAGGUACCACAUAAUAUCACAUCAUCUCCCUUAGAUAUAAGCGUUUUAUACAGCAUGUACCUGUUGAUUAUCCUGAACUAUCUGUGAGUGUCUUCCCUUUCCUACUGCAGCUAUCAUGUCCAGCUUCAGCAAUCAUGUGUGAGGCUGUAAUGAAACCUGAGUUUUACUGUGUAUUGAUCAUUCUGACAGCAAAUCCUCUGAAUCCAGCUUCUGAACUCAGCUGCUGUCUCCCACACUCACAGCAAUGUAGUGCUACUGCCACCCUGUGGCUGGCAUUUGAACUGUUCAUCUAAGAAUUGUUGUCCACAGUCUGCAGCUCAUUAACAGAAACCACUUUCCAAUCUGAGAAAUAUUGAAACACGUUAUGUUUCUGAUUAUUCAUGUGUCUCUGGGGUGUUUGUGGGAAAAACGGUAAUUUAUUGUCAAUUGGAAAAAAAGGCUCGGUUUCAAUUUUUAAGUGUUGAAAAAUAAAGCCAGUUGUCCACCAGAUAACAGAAAGUGGCUUCAGUUAAAAACAGACUCUUUUAUCCUUGUCUCCAAUAACAAAGGAAGAUGCAUGGAUGAGCCUUUUUAUUGUCAUCAUGACGUACACUUCUGGAAAAGACAGUCCUGACACAGAGAAAUGGUCUAUUGCAUAUAAGGAAGUAUUUUGAGUAAUGAGUCGAGUUAAACCGUAUGUUGCACAGCAAAUGGUGUCCCCCUCUGUGUGAGCUGUUGCUUCAAAACACUCUGCGCCCGCUCAUUUGAAACACUACCUGGGCAGUGUACGGUAACUAAGGCUGGGGCACAGCUGAAUGAACGUCUAAAACCUUAGUCUCCUCCUCUGCGCUCAUUGAGACAGAGGCUUUUUCAUUAUAGAGGGUGUUUCAUGCUCUCUUGGACAAAGGCACAGCACAGUGCCCUGAUGGGCUGGCCCAGGCUGUGCCAGCGGCUCAAUUAUGCAAGGGAUGGCGAGGGCGGUCACACAGACACCACUACUGUCACUGCUCGCCUAAUAACCCCUUUGGACUUAAACCUCCCACUCUAUUCUUAUUAGACAUAGACGUGGAUUUCCAAAUGAAACAGCUCAGUCAAGCAUUCAGAUGUUUGCAACUGAGGGUUUUGACCUCUAGUUAUAGAAAUCACUCAUACAUGAGGUUUCAAAGUGGUUUAUAUGCAAUCUGUCUUCUUUUAUAUGCAAACCCAGGUAUAGACUAAGUGGCAUGAUCAUGCCUGCUCUGAAAGACUGGUUUGAAGGCACGUUUGGAGCCAGUUUGCAGCAUAAAACUCCAGCAACAGUGAGUCUCAUUUGUUUUUGUUUGGUGUCUUAUUUUGUUGCAGUAAUUCACAGAGACAUACCCUCACCAGAAUCACUACAGAUCAUUUCUGUUUUUGUUCCAGCCUGUUCUCACGAGCAGUGCUGUGCAGCCUCCCACUCUUAAUGAGGCCUUUGUGGAGGAGCUGAAAUCCACAGGUAUUUCCUUCUCUCACAAUGCAGAGGACCGAGUGUUUCGUGCCCACGGUAAGGCAUACUGGACAGGAACUUUCGCGUUUGGUUGUUAAGCAAGAAUUUGAUUGUUUUGGUGAUGGGUGUUUAUACUUUUUUUAUGGAUUUUCUGUCAGUUGAUUUCUGUGUUGUUUGUCCUUCAGGCCAUUGCCUUCACGAGAUCUUUGCCCUAAGAGAAGGAAAAUUUGGUCGUGUUCCUGAUAUGGUGGUAUGGCCAAGUGAGUUCAAAUCUGUGUGUUUUCCAGUCUGGCUUUUUUCUCCUCCCACAUAACAUCUCUGAUCCCCCAACCGGCUUAGGUGAUUUAAAGGGUUAAUCUCUGCAGAGGCAGGGAUAUUAAUAUGUAUGAGUGGAGGCUUAAUAAGAAGCGUCAGGGGGAGGAUGGUUGACACCCAAUACUCCACGGUCUGGCCCAGCACAGUACGCCCAUGAAUUAUGAUUCUGAGAUUGGUUUUCUCUUGUUAUGGUUGGCUCUAUUUUAUCAUGCAAAUGAGUGUUGACUGAUCGCCGAAACUUGAUUAGCAGCCUCCCAAAUGGACAGCAAAUCACAGAGCAUGUGCAGGUAUCAAAACAGGCUUGAAAUUUUAAUUUUUUCUUCCUCUGACUUGCUGUGCAUCUCAUAGAUUUGUUUUCCUCAGUGGUCUCUAGAGGCUGACCUGUGUUUGUUUAAAUGAAGGUGUAGCUGGUUGUGCUGUAAUCAGAGGCCAGUUGCUGUAUGUUUAAUUGCAUAGCAAAACGCCGCACCAGAAUGCAGGCAUUUUUCACCGCCUCUGAAAGCACUUGAGGCCAGUCAAACACAUCCAUGUGGGUGGGUAUUGCAUCUCUUCCCACUCACUCACCACUCCAGUGUGAAUGGAUGUGAGCCCCAUGAUUGGCUAAUACAGGUUUGUAUCGAUCCAGCACAUCCCGCCCCCAGAGAGAGUGUAGCUUCAUGCAGUCUGACUCCGCCUGAGUAAAGCCCUGAGCAGAUCACAGCCAUCAGGCAAAUCAAAACCUGCUCCUCCACUGGUCCCCCGGCUCUAAUGGCUCCAGCCAUAUACAUGUAUUUAUUGUCCUCUGUAAAUACACCGUGUUAUGUGCCAUAUUUAUUUCUUAUGCAGUGUGUCUGUGGUUAUGUGCUGGUUCUUAAUUUAUGGAUGCAAUAGAAAGCUGCAAAUGAAAACAUGUCCUUUAUGGUGUCUACUAAUUUUUCAAAUGAUAUAUACUGCGUCUUUACAGACUGCCACAAUGAUGUGGUGAAAAUUGUGGAGCUGGCGUGCAAACAUAACGUUUGUUUGAUGCCAUAUGGAGGUGAGUGAUGUCACCAAUGCACUUUAUCUGUAUAUCAGAUUUAAUAUAAUAUUAUAAUAUAUUAUCUCCUGAAAAAUACAAAGCCACAGUGCUACAGACACUGCAGAAAUGUGUGUCUGUUAAUUUUGUAAUAGAGUGAGAGCAUCAAUCAAAUCAAAGAGUGGUAUCACAAUAACUCCAGUCCUGUUACAGUUUCAAAACUUUCUGAUCUGUUUUACAUUUGCCCGUCUUUUCUAGAAAAUCACGGCACAUGGAGAGUGUCCAGUGUGUUACAUUUGAAAGCUCAUUCCCUCUCAAUCCUAUCUGAACUCCUGUUUUGUUUUUUUCUCGCUCAGGAGGGACGAGUGUCUCCAGUGCACUUGAGUGCCCCCCAGAGGAGACCCGCUCCAUUGUUUCUCUGGAUACCUCACAGAUGGUACGUAAACACAAACUGUCUGUCAUAAGAGCUGGUGUGUCCUGAAGACUAGGAAAGAAGAAACUGAAACAGAUCUUUGAGAUUCUGCUUAUUCAAGACUUUCAUUAUGACAUUUAGAGUUUGUGUUCAUCAGAUUGACUGUUGUCUUAGCUUACAUCUAAAGGUGUUUUUCUCUGGUAUUUAUUAUAAAUGUUUCAUGACUAAUUAGAAAAGUAUGUCAAGUUAGAUUUUUACUGAUUGACUUGCAGUGAUCCAGUUCCUUUUUUGACAGGACAGGGCUUACAGUGGCAGCACUGUUUUCUUAGCUUUUUAAAAAUUACACAGUAAUUACACAGUUAGACAUUACAGGACAAAAGUUUUUAAUCAAAACACAUCCGGAACUUUAUGGAGAUCAUAACUUUCCAGUCUACUAUGAUUUUUUUAACACAUUUAGACGCAGGAGAAGCUUGUCAUUUAAGAUUUCCCUCUGGUCAGUUGGGGAGCGUAUUUGUUGUAAGUAAAGGGACUCAAUUUUGUUGUUUAAGAACACUACUAGUGUCACUUAAGUAUCAACCCUCAAUUUGAAUGAAAUCCAAAGCCUCUCACUAUAAACAGGGUGUUUCGUAGAUAUAGUGAUCAGCAUAAAUGAGUACACCCCUUCAGAGUUGACAGAAAACCUUUAGUUUCCUUUCAAAAUCAACAUUUUCUAUGUCAGACUUUACAACAAAUGUAGGCCAUUGAUUGCAAACAAGAUUUUUUAAGUUGCACACAAAAAAGUAUUUUUUUUUUUUUUUCAAUUUAAAAUCAGGAUGCAAAAAUAAGUACACCCCAACCGAAGUUCUGGGAGCAAAGCUAAAUUUUAGUGACCAUAUUACCUUUUUUUAAUCUCAUGGUAAAUAAAAUGUUAUGUUAAACUCAGCUUUGUCAAAACUUUGGAAAUUGUACUUUUGGUCAUCUAGAUAUUGAGUAAUACUUUACUUUUAAUAGGGGGUGUACUGACUUAUGCUGGGCACUGUUUAAUGUAAUAUUAGAUGUAAUAGGAAAUAGUCACCAGUACAGUGCAGCCCCUUUGAACCGUUCCCACACAGACAUGAUAUAUAAGCAGCUCGGACGGGACUAGCCCACCGCUCGUUGAGUCUGGUGCCACAGACACCAGUGAGCAGUGCUGUGUGUCAGGGGUCAGAGGUGGGUUUGGCUCCAGUGGAAGCACAUGAAAGGAGCAGUAUGGUAGUAACAUAAAGUUUACUACCACUGGAGAAUAAUUGAUGGCAGGUGUGAAAUGACCUCCUGCAGGUAGGGGUAGGCCACGUGCCCAACGGCCCAAAUAAGAGGCAUAUAUUUGGAAUUGGAUGUUAAAUUGAGUUUAACCUUGAGGAAAAUGUCUUUGUCCCUUCGCCCCUCUGUGCACAUUUAUCCUCAGACGUGUGACCGUCAGGCUAGAAGGACAUUCUGGUGCAAAAGUUGUAGAUUUAUCUGCUAAACUAAGACAAAGAGGUUUCAAGUUGAUAUGACACAGUAAAAAGGUUUAGUAUUCAGAAGACGCAUGUUGUAAUCCUUUAUUUUUUAUUUUUAUGAGGAUUGUAGCAGGCGUCAAAUAUACAGUCUUCAUGUUAGUCCGCUGAAACUAACAGCCUAGAAAGAGUAUUUAUGUUACGCUAUGUGGCAUAAAGCGCUAAUACAGAACGCUUUUACAGCCUCCUCUGGUCUGUUUUUUAUUCUCAGAAUCGUAUUCUGUGGAUUGACGAGAAGAAUUUAACCGCCCAUGUGGAAGCUGGCAUCGUCGGCCAGGAUUUGGAGAGAUUGGUAAGUGCUCCUCAUCCAUCCAUAUUCAUCCACUGAAAGAGCUUACAUUGCUGUAAAACGCCGUGCCAACAAUCAAGCCGUGUGACCACUCACAGGUUGGCCAUGUUCAGUCACCUUGUAGCUUUCUGCUCAGCGGCUCUAGCCGGGUUUAGGAGGAGAGUGAGACGGGAGCAGAGUGCUGAAGGGGAGAGAUUAGAGAGUGAGGCGGCAGUCAUGAGCAGAUGGCACCAUCAAGCUAAUUCAGAAAAAUGGAGAAGGAGCGGGUGUUUGAUGUAGAGGAAUGCGUGAGCUGCAUCUAAAGCAGACGCCAGCUCUGCAUUUAGACUGGGCCAUUUUGAUGGAGCAGAUGGGUCUGUAUUAUAAACUGCCUUCCAGGGGAGAGUGGUGAUAAAACAAGGCCUGACUUAACCCCCAUCUUGUGCUUCUGGUGGGGAUGUUGUCGCACUUUAAGGUCCUUAUUAUUAUUGCUAUUAAAUGUUCUGCCUAAAGAUGUGAUCUUGUAUGGUUGGGCUGCCUUGAGGAGAACGAGUGGGUUCCUGAUGAUCCACACUUUCUCCUUAAAGCUGUAAGGGAUUGUGGGUCUGAUGAAGUUGCUCAAAAUGUUUUUUUUUUUUAAAGUGUGGAUCAUACUCUAAAACUAUCCAUCAGAGUUUUGUCACUCAGCUGUGGCCACGUGGCAAGUAACUAAGAAGCCACUCAGUAUUUUCAAGUUGGGAGGGGCUGUUGGAGCUGAAUGUGCCACACUUUUCCAUCAUGGCAGCUCCAGACAAAGCCUUUAUUAACAUCAGCUUGUGAAAGUCAAGUCUCUGUUUUUUAACUUUUACCAGUGCCAAUAAAAAAAGGCCUCAACAUGUCGGCUCUUGUUUCAUACUCGACAUCAGUGAUCCACUAGAGCAGACAAAUUUACCGCAGCCCAAAUAAUACACCAAUCUCUCUUUUUGGUCUUUUUGCUCUUUCCAGUUGGUUUAUUUUAAGCUGCAGUAAAAAUCUAUGAUGCCAUAAAACCCGAGUUUGUGCAUUGCAGCAAAACAAGCGCUGUGAAAUUCAGCAGCAGAGCUGCAAUUAUCUCUCUCCCUUUGCUUGCUCAUUCUUUUUGCUUGUUAUUAAAAGAUUCUUGUGGGUUUACAUCGCUGUGUUCCAAACAUUUUUUGGCUGUAUUUCUAUCUGCAUCGACAAAUGUACACUUUCUUUGUUUCUUGUCACAGCUUAAUGAGAGCGGCUACUGUACAGGGCAUGAGCCUGACUCCAUGGAGUUCAGCUCCCUGGGGGGCUGGGUAGCAACCAGAGCAUCAGGCAUGAAGAAGAAUAUCUACGGGAACAUCGAGGACCUGGUGAGCCACACAUACACAAGCACACUUCUACCUUUCCUGUUUGUUUCAAACUUAGUGUUAAAGUCAGGGCUCUGCGGCUACAGCGCAGUAAUUAUAAGGAAAUUAUUAGCAAAAGUUUAGUGGACUUUACCCUCAACUCAAAAAAUGUAGAGGUCACAGUAUCGGGUCAGAAAUACACUCAUGCAUGCAGCACAUGAUCGACAAAUAUUUAUAGGAUGUUAUUAAAAAUGAGAGUCUCUGUCAGCAUUUCUUAAAGUUCAUGUUUUAAUGUUGUUUUCUAACUGACCAGGUCGUCCACAUAAAGAUGGUGACUCCAAGAGGAGUGAUCGAGAAGAGCUGUCAGGGGCCUCGUAUGUCUACAGGGCCUGACAUUCACCACUUCAUCAUGGGCUCAGAAGGUAUACUAACCGUCUCUCAUGUGAUUUGAGUGCACAGCAGCAUGUGAGCAGGAGUGUGUUUGUGUACGUUUUUUUUCACAUAUUCUACAAGUCUUUGAUAAAACAGUAACAUCAGGCAGGUUCUCAUGCUCCGGGCCUCUUACACAUUAACCAGCGCUGGUGGAAAAGUGAUCCGAGGGGGUGUUAGUCAGGAACCAGCAAGUGUCCUACCCGCCCCAUCUGCUGUGCCCUGUCCUUGUGAACGCCCACAGAGAAUACUGCCAUAUGCCAGGUUCCCCCCUACAUAAUGAGGAGGUUCACAGACUCUUGGCAUCGCAAUGUUAAACAGCUGUGGAUGCAAACUUUAUAUUCACCCUACAAAGCUCAGCAAUCUGCUCCCUGACUGAGCUGGGAUCACUGCCGAGAUCUCCAUUUGUACUCAUUAGAAGUGAUUUCAAUUUUACUAAGACCACUACCAUCAGUGCACAGGAUCAUACCUGCAAAAAUAGAGUCAGAGUUUGAUCAUUUAUACUCUUAAAUGCUUCAGUUCUCAGAAAGUUUCAAAUUUAAAGUCCGGGGGAGCUCUAACGGGGUAAGAGGUUUGCUAAGAAGCCUUUAAAUGAAAGGUCGUUUUUGGAGUCACCUGUUAAAAGUUCCAGGUUCUAAAAGACGUAGAGUCACAUGAAGUGUAGCUUUAGUGCUGAAUGGAUAAUUGGAGUAUCAUGAAACUCAACAUGAAAAAAUGACGUUUUGAAGUUUUAAUAAAGAUAAAUAAAACACGCACAUCCUUGUAGCCCAAAAUUGGGUGGGUGCUGGACCAGAAAACACGAAACGAAGGUAGGAAAAAAGUCUGCAACACCAGAUCGAGCUCCAAUGCAAAAACAUUUAUUCAAAGUAGUGCUGGACGAUAAUUCGAUAACAAUAUAUAUCGAUCGAUAGACGUGUGGUGCGAUAGAAAAAAAACGGGUCGAUAAAAAGUUCGAUAGAAAAACACAGUUUCCCUUUCUUUUUCAUCAUAGCCUAUCAUGUAGCUUUUACUACAGUCAUUACUUCCUCCCAACCAAUCACAAACGCAGACCCAGGUACGCUACGGCACCAAGCCCAGCCCCUAUCAAACCACAACAGACAGCACGUGUAUUAGAAAAAAUGAUACAGCAAGGAGAAGCGGAGGACAUUGUCCCGAAAAAAGGUUUCAGUAGUUCACCAGCAUGGCAAUGUUUUGGUUUUUAGAAGUCUGACAAAAAGCGAACAGCGGUCGUUUGCAAAAUUUGCAGAGAAUUAGUAAAAACCAAGUGUGGUAACACAACCGACUUGUUUUACCAUCUAAACCGAUCGCACCCGCAGGAGUACGAGCUGUGUCGGCCGCGCCGCGGCUCCACGUCGUCGUCGGAGGAGGAAUCCUCUGGAACCGCUGCCAGCCACAGCACAAAGCAUGUGAAGCAGAUCAAACUGGACUUCGUUUCUUGUCAAAAUACGACAAAGCGUCCGAGCGGCAUAAGGACAUCACCCAUGCAGUAACAUGCUUCAUAGCGAGGGACAUACUGCCAAUAACUACCGUUGAAAAGCCUGGCUUCGACCAGCUUCUAGCCACUCUCGACCCGCGAUAUAAAGUGCCCGGCCGCAAGUAUUUCUCAAACACAGCGCUUCAGGCAUGAAAAUGGGUCAGGGGUUGAAAAGGUGAGAAGGGUGUGGAGGAAAUACGUUCCGGUGUUGUGCCGUAGAAUGCACCCCUGAAUCCCGUCCACUCAUUAGCUUCUCAAAGUGGAAGAAAAUGAGCUCAUAUUUUACAAAGACGCGAGUAUUUGGAUCAUGGCUACUAGCAGGGGGUGCAUUCGGCAGGGGUGCAUUCUACGACACAACACCGGCGUGGAUAAGUCCUGCUUCUCGUGCUUAGUUUGUGUAUUAAGUCAAUCACAUGAUAAUUAAAAAAAUAAAUCUCCCGACCCCGGGAGAAAUAUUUCAGUGUUCAGACACCAGGCUGUGGGCAGUUUCCCACACAGUUAAAACUGGUAGUAUGCUAUUCCCACCUAAAGCUAUUCUGUUUAUUUAUAUAUUUGUUUGUUUUGUUUAUUUUCAUCAAAAGACUAUUUAAAUAUUUAUUUAUCAGAUUUUCUGGUCACUUUAGUCUUUAUGUUUGUCAGUAUUUACUGACGUCACUCAGGCCACUUAAGUUGAUUUCUUUCUUUUUUUAGUUCUUUUUUAAAAAAACUUUCAGUUGUGGUAAAAUAAAAAAGGUGGUUGAAUAAAGGUUUGAAUUUGAAUUCAGUGCUUGUGUGUUCUUUAUUAAAAGUAGGUCAUUAAGCAAUAGCAUAAAACAUCCAGGGCUGCAAUUAAAAUAUAUGUUAAAUAAUUAUAAUAAUUAUAUCGAUAAUUAUCGAUAUCGAUCAAUAUGAUUUAUUUUUUAUCGAUAUGCUUUUUUUCUAUAUCGUCCAGGCCUAAUUCAAAGUCACAUGACAUUUCGAGCAUGCAGGCUCUUUAACAUCUGAGGAAGAGCCUGGGUGCUCAAAAUGUAACUUUAAAUAUUUUUUUUUGCAUAAAAUGUUUUGCAAAAAAUGUAUUUAACAUUAGUUUAAAGGUGUGGAUGAACGUUUUUAAAGGCUCAGUCUGUAAAUUAUGAUGAACCGCGACAGGCUAGUAGUGGAAGAAUAUCAGAGAAUAAGCCUUCCUCUUGAGUUUCGUCUUCAUACAAGCCAUGGGACAGGACCACACGUCUCUGAGAAGAGCGUGUCCCACUGGGAGGCCUAACGCUAGAACUCAAGAGGUCACAGGAGCACAGAGUUUCAUUAAAAUUAUCUCGCUCAUCACCGCAGAAACCCCAUCCUGCAGCCUGACAGCAGGCCACAACACCAACAAUAAAAAAGCACCACGCUAAAACCCUCAGCUAUGCUCUGCAUGUUAAGUGGAACGCAUCCAUUUUAUCAGAAAUUACUGUUGGAACCUUGAGCUUCUCAUUCACUGCACAACAAGCAGGGCCCUCUAUCUGUCUGACCUUGGAGUAGCCUGAAUGCUAAGUAAUGUUCUCAACAAGUAGUGUACCCAAUAAUGGAAGAAUCCUGAAUAAUGCACCUUUUUCUAUUCAUGUCUGCUCAACCUCAGAUGAUGUAAUGUGAGUGUGUGUUGCUCACCAGAGUCAGCUUUAUUUAUUUGAUUUUAAGUGUUUUAGGUGACCGUCUCAUGGUGGUUUGAGUCCAUUCAGCUUUUUUUUUGUAAAGAAAUGUUUCACACUGAAAGAAGUAAUCCCUCCCUUUAAAUACUAACCUUGUAGAAAUUGUCAAAAAGGAUCUUUAAAGUGACACUUCGGCAUUUUAUUGCAUUAAAUUCAUCCCCAAGAGGGUGUUUCUCUGACCUUGCUGUUCCUAUUACCUCAGUUUGUCACUCACUCACUCACUCACUCACUCACUCACUUUCUCUCUCCUUUACGCCCCUCUUUCUAGCUCCUCCCCAUUUCUCUCUCUCUCUCUCUCUCUCUCUCUCUCUCUCUCUCUCUCUCUCUGCUGCUCUGACUCCUCCUUCUCCUUGGCUCACUGGCUCCUCCUCCUGCUGUCAGGAGGAUCAGCCAUUCCUAGCAGAGGUCCAACGGAGUCACAUGUUUACCACUGGGCCACUAGAGAGUAGCAUGUAGCAUGUAGUGUCACUGUUAGAGGGCUCAUUAACAGCCGUAACAGGCUGAGGACGCCUCCUAAUGGUUUAGGCUUUAUUCAGGAGAGAUAGAUCCCUGAAUAGACUUUGUCUGUAGUGACAGAGAGAGCGUGCACACCCGGGGAAGGGUAACAGGUUCAGAUUGCAUCAGUAUAAUUCAAAAACACGAGGUGGAUGACUGACAAAGCGAGUGAAGCUUCAAUAUAUAUUCACCAAGUGGCAAGAGACACAACCCCAGACGAGUCGAGGCGCCACUCUAUAAUAGCUGAACAUGAUCAGCCAGUUUUUGCAUGUUUAGACCAGCGUUGCCAAGUCUGCAGUUUUCCUUUGAUUGUUGUGGCUGUGGGUAGAUUUUUUUGCUUGCAGGUGUGGUGGACCCACUUUUGAUGGCUAGUGAAUGAAAAGUAAAAAUCCAACAUGAAUGAACUGCUUUAUUACUUUGAUCCUGUUAAGAUGAAAACUAAAAUAAUCAUGAGACUAAUCACUAAAGUUGUUUUUCUGCCUAUCUCUAAAACGCAUCAUAAAUAUAUGUAUCAUGCAUUAUAAUUACGUUAUAGCACCAUAUAACUAUAGUUAUAAAUGCUCAUAGAUGAUCAUAAUGCUUUAUAGCAAUAAUUAUAACAUGUUAUAAAGAAUUUUAUCUUGACUUACAAGGUCAAGUAUUAUAAUGUGUUAUAACUGUUAACAACUCACUGACAAUGCCCACAUAGAUAAUGCAAUGCAACUGUUGUUAACAGUUAUAAUACAUUAUAACAGCGGACUUUGUAAGUCAUGAUAAAAUGCUUUAUAAUGUGUUAUGAUUACUGCUAUAAAGGAUCAUGAUUAUUUAUGAGUGUUUAUGACUAUAGUUAUACAGUACUAUAAUGUGAUUAUAAAGCAUAAUACAUAUAUUUAUAAUGCAUUAUAGAGAUAGACAUCAAGUAAAGUGUUACAGAGAUUUUCCUCUAAAGUAAUUUGCUGUAAGAGGAAAAAAAAUCCAAGAAUAGUGGUUUUACAGCAUGUCAUGUGAUUCCAGCUGCAGCUAAUGUUUGACACUAUUCAGGGUCAAAGGUCAACCUGUCAACUUGAGUAUAUGCUGCUUAUGGCCUCACUACCUUUGAUACAGCCCUGCUUAGUUUCCUCCCUCUCUAAACUUGAUAAAUCUUUGCUGCCCCACAGUUUGUGGUAGAAAACCAGAUCUACUAGGUGAAACGUGAGACAAAGGUCACCCAAAGGACCCUGGGGACGUGUACCAGAGCUCUGUAAAACACUCUCAAGUUCUGCUUUUAGAGGCGGCUGGGUCAUAGGAGUCUUGUUUUUUUUUUUCACUCAAAGUCUCUCACUGUGAUUUUCCACAGGAACUCUGGGUGUGGUGACCGAGGUGACGAUGAAGAUCCGUCCCGUGCCGGAAUAUCAGAAGUACGGCUCAGUGGUGUUCCCAAAUUUUGAGCAGGGAGUCGCCUGCCUCAGAGAGGUUGCCAAACAGGUAACAUGCUAACAGUCUGCAGUUGUUGAAACAUAUGUGUCAAGAAGACUCACUGCAGAAAAUGCUGUUUGUUUCCAAAGCGUCCUUAAACUGAUAACUGAGAGCCACUCAAAGGUAGUGAUGUGCGCCCACUGGUUCAGGAUUUAUAGCUUUUACCUAAAGGCCCAGACACACCCAAGUCCACCGUCUUUAUAGUGUAUCUGAAUUCUGCUCAGUUCUCAGUUGUGCUUUGUGGUUAAUUACUGGUGACUGCUCUGGGAGUUUACAAUCAUAAAUAUUGGUUGAAUUUAGUCCAAUAUCAUAUUGAUCACUUGACAUUUUUCUGUCGUUUUUUAACUGUGUCUCCAACAAACUAAAAUAGACAAAUUCUUUUGUUUCAGAGAUGUGCCCCAGCGUCGAUACGACUCAUGGAUAAUGAGCAAUUUAAAUUUGGUAAGUAAUAGACAUACAGUGUAAACAAGCCUCGACUCAAAGCAGAACAAAUCACUGCUGUCUUUAUCUCCUGAACGCUCUCUGGAUCUUAACAAAUAAGGCUUAUUUUUACACAGCUUUCAUUUUCAGCUUUUCUGUCCAUGUUUUGUUUUUGGUUUAAGUUUUAGUUACACAACAGUCAGUCUUUAAGUAAUCAUAUUUAUUUUAAGGUGAAAUUAGUUCCCUACAGUGUAUAUUUUGUCAUUUGUUAGGAGUUUCAUUGAGGAGCUGUUUACCUCUGAGUACAAGAACAGUGAAUGGAAAUGGUACAGCAUGCAAUGAUUUUACCCUCUGCAGCCCAGUACUGCUAAAUUGAUUAUCAUUUUUGCAGCAGAAUAGCAACACACACACACACACACACACACAUAUAUAUGCACACAAUCACUCGCAGACAAAGAAUUGAAGCAAGAUGAAAAAUGACCCUGGCCAAAAUGAAGUAGUUGUUACAUUGAAAUUUUAUGAUGUUGUUUCUUCAGGUCCAGUAGAAUGCAUCUGGCAUUGCUAGAGAUCUGUGUAAAGUUCCCCGCUCUCCAGGGAUCUCAUUAUCUCCCCCAUAUUUCCACUUUUCACAGAGUAGGCACUUCUCAGCAUUAAGCAGGGAAGAUCGAGCGACCAGGUUUUCUGCUAAUAACUAAAACUCAUGCCUCCAUGAUACCUUCUUGGGCUUAUUAGUGGCCUGUCCUCACUUUUAAUCAUGUCGGCUGUAAGUAAGGAGAGCUGAUGUAUUCACAGGUCUCUUUCAGAUUGGGACUACAAGUGCAAUUUAGCUCCGCCUGUUCUGAUACACACGAUGAAAAAUGAGGAUGUUGUAGUCAAUAGGAGUGUGUAUUUAGGGGCGAGACAGAUAAAAACUCAGAGAGCAGAGUUAAAAGUAAAAUGAAGCAAAGUGUUGGUGUAAUUUUCUCUCUCUGGAUGUUAAGUAUUUAAUUAACGAGUAUGAUGGCAGCGAGAGACCUAAAGACCUGCAAUCAAAUUUUGGAAUGGAAACAAUUAGGACACUAAGUGAUGAAGAGACUCGAGCAUGGGGGGAAAUAAAUGAACUGUUAAGUCUCGGCGACAUCACCCGUGACUUCCCCACUGUGAUUGAUAACCAUCCCAUUGGCCCCAGCCCCUCAUUUUCACUUGUCCACGGGCGCUUUUGUGCGUCCAAUCAGGAAUAAAUCAAAAAGUGUGGGUGAGAAAGACGGAUAUCGCUGUGUCAACCCCACUUCCCUUCGGAAACCAUCUGAUUUAUAGCCGCUGUCGCUGGCAGCCACUGGCCAGUUGUAAAGUUAUUCAAAUGUUACCAUUUAUUUUUUCCUGCUUUUGUUUGAAACCGCAAAUAAAUCUGACUGGCGUUGCCCUCUCUGGAACGCUGGAGGAUGCGAGCAGAAGCAGGGCUAUGACUAAUGUGUGAAAAACAUAAUCUGUUUCCAGGUUCACUUCUUUGUGAAGAGGUGAAGCUGACUCCUGUCUGAUAUUUUCACAGGUCAUGCCCUGAAGCCUCAAGUCUCUUCAAUUUUCACAUCCUUUUUGGAGGGGUUGAAGAAGUUGUACAUCACCAAGGUAAAAAAAAAAUACACAUAUAUCAGUAUAUAUAUAUUAAACAUGUUAAAAAAAUCCAGCUGCUUUCCCUGAGUGAUUAUCAUGAAAAAUGAAACCACCUCUUUAAUCAUCAGUUUAAAGGGUUUGACCCCAACCGCUUGUGUGUGGCCACGCUCCUGUUCGAGGGAGACCGAGAGAAGGUCCUGCAACACGAGAAGCAGGUCUACGACAUCGCUGCUAAGUUUGGGUAAGCACAGAGACACGACCCAGAGGUCAGUUACACAUCCAGACCAUGUGAAGCGCAGAGAUGACAGAGCCCCAUUUGAUGUGGAUUUAAAGGUGAUGUGGGGCUGCCUGAUGCUGAGCUGACACUUUAUUUAACCAGCCGUUCUGUUGUAGCUGUUAAAAAAAGAUGGAGGAGCACAGUUACACACUUCAGACUCCGGCCCUCUGUUCAGCAGUUUGUCUGUGCGUGUGGAUUGAUGGAUCACCUGUGGAUGUCCUCCUGUCAGGCCGGCCUUUAUGUUAGAGUAGGUGUGGUGUGGGCGGUGAUAGUGGGGUACAGCUCCCCUCAGGGCGAGAGGACACAGCCCGGUAGAGCUCGACUGGUGUGAUUGAUCACUGAGCGGAUCGAUGAGGAGUUUGGUGGAAAUCAGUCCUGUCAACCUGAGAGAAGUGCUCUCUUUAUCCUGAGCCUGUUUUAAAACUCUAAUAAUAGUUUCAGGGACGAGUUCAACCUCAGCUACAGCUAUUAGCUUUAUGGUAAAUCACACUGCAGUGCUUCCCCUACAUUCAUUCAGGAGCAGCACAACAUUACUUCUGAAUUACUACUGAAAUUUCACAUGAUUGUUAAUAUCAAUGCACCACUAAUGAUUUCUACUCGCACUGUGUGAGCACACCAACGCACAACAUUAUUUUCGACUUGUUUUGAGUCAUCAACGAGCGCAUUAAAUCCUGUCGGACCCUCUUCCAUUAAUAUGAAGGAUACUGUUCAAGCUUAUACACGGUCUAGAGUGGGUAACAUAACGUAACGUGAACGUAACAGCGUAGCUCCUUGAGCGGCAAGAGAGUGGGGGUGACAGCGAAAAUUUCCAGGUGAAGACUGACCUGAGGAAGAGCAAAGCUUUGAGGUAAACGGGAACAGAAAAACAUGUCGACUUAAACAAAACUACAGAUUCAAACCAAAUUUGUCCAUUUUUAGCAGGAUAUCAGUGAAGAGCAAAACAGUCUCCUUCAAAUAAAAAUGAAGUUGAUUUUUCUAAAAAACUGCAUAAUUAAAAGAUCCUGGAAAUACGGUAUUAUUUUUAACAUAAUUAGAUUUUCUAACUAGUCAGUAACUAGAGAGAGCUCAUUAAAACACUAAAUCAAACAGAGAACUAACCAGGGCUCCUAAGUCUUGUUGUGUAGUGACUCAUUGAUUAUAUUUUACCCUGUUUGGCUCGGUGCCCGGACUUGCAGGUCGCUGGAGCACUGCCCUGGUAAUAGCCAGCAAUUAAAUCAUGAGAAACUUGUCAGUUACAUGCAGCAUCCUCUGCUUUAUUGCAUUAUUUCAAAUAAAUCGUGAUCGCCCAUCAGAUCAAGUGCGGGUGAUGGAUUGGGGCGUUUUCUGUGAGGAAUAUUUCCUCGCGGCGCAGGGAAACAGGAAGAAGAGUGGAGGAAAUCAAUAUAGUGAUUUUGUAAUGAGCUUGGCCUGAUUAGUUUGGGUGGUGGAUGAAAAUUUGAUUACCCACUGCAGGUGAUGGAUGUGUGGCUGACCUGUGGCGAUGCACAGAGCAUGACUUCAUUGAUCUGUACAUUGUUGGAUUGACAGGCUCCCAGGCAGCUGUUGUGAGGGGCGCGGCCCGCGCAACAAAGCUGAGAGAAAAGAGCUGUUAAAUAUUAACCCUGUUAUCUGCUUCCAGGGGUCUGGCAGCUGGAGAGGACAAUGGGCAGAGGGGCUACAUGUUGACCUUCGUCAUCGCUUACCUCCGGGUGGGUUUUUCUCCUGGCUUUUUUUUCUUGCAGAGCUGAUGGGCAUGUGAGGCGGGUAGAGAAGACACAGAUAGGAUGGUGAGGAGAGCAGAAAGGCUGCAGGAUGUGACCUCAGGAGGUCUCUGAUUUGAUCUGGUCACAGUUGUUGUCAGGGUGUCUAACACUGACCUAUCUGCACGAUGAGGGGAGCACAGUGGUUGCAGUCAUGAUGACAAUGGAGAGCUGUCAUUGGUUCGACCUGUCAGAGACCCUUUGAUCAUUCAGACACUUAAACUAGCCAGGAGUUAAAAUACGAUUAAUCCUACAUGCAAAACAGACCGUCAGCUUUUUCAAUGCAGUGGAAGUAAAAUCUUAAGUGUCUAAAAGAAAGAAAGCUGAUGUAUUGAACAUGUAUACGGGUAAUUGGCUUCUAAAUAUAUGCAUGUGUAUGACAGAGACUGCAGACUUGGAAAAUAAAGCUGUGACCAGAGAGCAGCAGAGAUAAAAGUGAGAUCCUUACAUGUAGCGACGCGCCAUUAAAUACAAAACACUCAAGUAAUGAUUCAGAACCAAACUGAAACAGCCCAGAACUAAGACUGCAAGUCUGCAAAGCCGAACAGCGGCCCAUCAUCAGUGUUCAGAUUUACAGACACAAAAUCUCUCACAGGCAAAGAUGUUCUACUGACACACUUUUCAAAAGUGUUGGAGCCUAAAAGUUUCUGCCAAGUUUACCCUCGAAAGCUGAUAAGUUAGGUAUCACCCAGAAUUCAACGCAGAAAACUUUUUACUUCUGCGCUCAUAACUAAAUCAUUUAAAAUCAGGUUAAAGAACAGCACAGGUGGAUUUGAUAUGUACGAUUUGACUAGCAUGAACACGAACCUGUUUGCUUACCUUCAAGUAUCCUGGUAAUGUGUGUGAAUUAAAUGAAUGAAUGGGUUAACUAAAGCUGAUGUUUCCUGGUGAACAGGACUUGGGGAUGGACUACUAUGUGAUUGGAGAGUCCUUUGAGACCUCUGUGCCUUGGGACAGGUAAACGCACUUCUCCGAGCUUCUACAGUUUCUUUCUCUGUUUGAUUGAAAUCACUGUAAACAUUUCACUUUCCUCUCCUCCCACACAGUCAGUCCUCGGAGAGUCCUCUGUCUCCCUCCUUCUUCUGUUUCCUCUCCUUUCCUUUAUUUCUCUGUGACUCUCUCUUUGAUUUUCACCUUCAUGCCCCCCCCCUCCUCCGUUAUCCUGCUGCUCUGCGUAGGCACAAGCGUCCCCCUCUCUGCCUACAACACGCCAUCACUGACACACAUGCGCACACACAUGUAGGAGAAACCCAUCUAUGUGUGUACCGUGUGAGGAAAUGCAACAUGAACUACAUUUUCAUCUCACACCCACAUAUGGCGUGUUCUGCAUUUUUGGUUUCACACACACACACACACACACACCAACCAGGAGCGCACACAGCUCUGUGUUGUGUAACAUGCCUGUCGGGAGAGACCAAGAGAUCAGGCACUGAGGCGAGCAUAUGUGCCCGGCUCAUUACCCGCCCUCUUCCCCAUCCUCCACUUUCCACACACGACUGCACAUCUUCAGGACUGGCGGCCAUUUCCACACCGGUGGGAACUCUCCCACUGUGGUCGUCCUCUUCUUUUCUGGGCUUCUGUUUUUGUUUGAGGAUUUUCACUAAAUUUGUAUUUCAGUCACUUUCUUCUAUAUUUGGGAAUUAGGAUGUUCAAACACACAAGAACGACAUAUAUCAGAGCUCAGCUGUGAAACUUUUAUUUUGUUAAAUUGUUGAAAUAAAAGCUUUUUUGUUUCAUUAGGGUGUUGGACAUUUGCCGGAAUGUGAAGGCACGCAUCGUCCGAGAGUGUAAAGAUAAAGGCGUACAGUUUCCACCAUUAUCCACAUGCAGGUAAUGUUUGAAAAGGACUUUAUUGAUGCACAAUUUAAGAGAACUCUUCCAGAAAUCAGGACUUAAUACCCCAAAAAACAAUUUAAUAGUUUUUAAACUUUACUCUAUUAAAAAGCUCAGAUAGGAACUGUGUCUCAAGGUAAAGACAUUCCCACAAAAGCUCUUUCUAUUGAAGUCAGACGACUGAUAAAGGACAAGGCCUCCAUACAUACACAACGUUCAUUUUCAACAGUUUUGAAUGAUGAAUUUGUUAAGAAGUGUUUUCAGCAAUACACUCAAUAUUUGCAGCACUGUAUUUAAAACAGCCAUCCACGUUGGAAUGAGGAAAUGUCAACUAAUGCAACAGUACAGAUCAUUAUUGCGCUUUAAAUCACUGGUGGACAAUAUUGGAGCGUGGAUCCACAUACAUUGCUUUCAAGAAUAAGAAUUUAAUACUUUUGCUUUGUUUUUGUUUUUUUGUAGUUGUUGUUGUUGGAUUCAGCGACCUUUAGAAAAACUUUUUACUUUAAAUGUCGUCAAACACUAACGGUAAAGAAAAGCUGUGGCAGUUUAGACUCACAUUGCACAAAAUACGUCACAAGUUUGCAAACCCCUGUCCCACCCUGACUCCUGUUAGUCCAGCAUAAUCCGCACAAAUGGACAGACGGACCACCACACAAAUAUGCAGCGAGCCGGUUGAGGAGCAGCAGACCUCUGCUCCACAAUUGCGAGCAGAUUAGGCCUCAGCCUGAUUAUGCCCCAGCUAUUCAUUUCCCGGCCGCAGCCUGUCACAUGAUUGAUUUGUCCAUUUAACCUCUAGGAGAGUCAGCGUGCCAGGUGAUGGGCCAUGUCAAAUGAACCCCCGCGUCUCUACAGAGGAAACAUGCCAAUUGAAUAAAUAUUUAAUUCAUAACUGUAGAUUUUCUCUAACACGAGCCCUGGAUGGAUGAAGAGUUGAAUUAAAGCUGUGAUUUCUGCAGGAUCCAUCUACAGACUCUGUUCUGAACAACAAACAGAUCCAUUUUCUGCUCUGCAUUAGAGUUGAGUCAUCUUGUCCCCUGCAGUCCAAAUACGGCUCUGAUGAUUCAGUAAAAGCAUUUAAUGUCUGAUAAUGUGUGUUAUUAGAGGUGACAGUGCUUCAGUGCAGAGCAGCUGGAAAACAGGAGUGGAAUCGAGGUCAGGGGCUUACUGAGGAAAGCGAAACCUCCCACUUCACUUUGUCCACCAAUUACCGAGCAAAGAUGCGUUUAUUGUAUGAAAAUGAAGCUCCUUGACUAAAGACCAAUCCGUGGAAUCAUGUAAAGAGCAUAUAUGGAAAUAUUAAAGAGCUGUUCUCGCUUGUUUUACAAUUUUCUCCUGUUUUUUCUUACAGGGUGACUCAGACGUAUGACGCCGGUGCCUGCGUCUACUUUUACUUUGCCUUCAACUACAGAGGACUCAGUGAUCCUGUGCAUGCGUAUGAACAAGUGGAGGUAAGACAACUGCUCUGUUCUGUUGAAUCUAAAAAACCCACAGUCACUGAAAGAGGGUAUAAUCAUUUUUCAUCCUUUUAUUUCCCAGCAUGCAGCGAGAGAGGAGAUCCUUGCCAAUGGAGGGAGCUUGUCACAUCACCACGGAGGUACUUUUACUGAAAAAUGUCAGAUUGUUUCAAACGUCGGACGAUGAAUUAGACUGCAUAUUAGUUGCAAAUAAAAGUUCGGUAACACUUAAAUUGACACCUAUCUCUAAAACGCAUAAAUACAUGUAUAAUGCAUUAUAAUCACGUUAUAGCACUGUAUAACUAUAGUUAUAAACACUCAUAAAUGAUCAUGAUGCACAAUAGCAAUAAUUAUAACACAUUAUAAAUUAUUUUAUCGUGAGCUACAAGGUCAGGUAUUAUAAUGUGUUGUGCUUAUUGUUAUAAAGCCUUAUGAUCAUUACUGAGUAUUUAUAAUGAUAUUUAUAAAAGUUUAUAAGCAAAUUAUAACACAUCAUAAAUAUAUGUAUAAUGCAUUAUCUAUGUGAGCAUUGUCAGUGAGUUGUUAACAGUUAAAACACAUUAUAAUACCUGACCUUGUAAGUUAUGAUAAAAUGCUUUAUAAUGUGUUAUGAUUAUUGCUAUAAAGCAUUAUGAUCAUUUAUGAGUGUUUAUAACUAUACUUACACAGUGCUAUAAUGUGAUUGUAAUGCAUUAUACAUAUAUUUUUAAUGUGUUGUAGAGAUAGGCGUCAAGUAAAGUGUUAGCAAAAGUUCCAUUCAGCAGCAGAUUUCCCAGCAUGCUCUACCGUGCCAACAAGCAGACGGCCGGUGCUACAAAUGUGCAUGUGGUCAGAAAUGUUUCAUUGCUUCCUUCACAUGUCCAAAAUCUGUUCCCCGGCCCAGAUGAAUUGCUCUGACUCGGCUAUUUGUUCAUUUCAGCGGUGACCAAAUGAAACGUGAGCAGAGGAGGGGGGGGGUGUAACAACUCUGUGGGCCCCAUCAGGGCUAACCGAAACGGCUGCCUUAUCUAUAUUGCCAUCCGCCUCGCUGUUUUCAUACAUCACUUCAGGCUAUUCAUCACACCUGUCAAAAACAGUAUGCAGUGAAUCAGCUGCAAUAUUAAAUCACAAUUUUUCCUGAAGGCGGGGACGGGUUCAAAAUUAAAAGAUUGCUAAUAAAAAGGAGGCGGUGGGGCCAGGGUAAAUGAUGCCGCCGUUAUCGCCGGCUGUACGCUGACCUCCAAACGGUGGCCCGGCCACCCCGAGCAGCACGGGGAGGUGACAGAGGGGGGAGAGAGGAGGGGAUAUUGAUGCAGCUCCUGCGUGCGAGGCCCACUCUGUAAUUGUGAUUAAUAACAGUGGGGCUUUGCUAUCUGGGCGCAGACAGCCCGGUUUGUCUGCCCACAAUCAGCGCUUGACAAAUGGAGCUAGUUUCUCUGGGUUUUGUGUAUCAAACAAAACAGAUGUAGUCAAGGAUGGAGAGGUGGGAGGGCAGAGGAGGAAAUAUACAUUUUUGCGGCCUUGUGUUUACAGCAGGUCAGUGUUGUGCUGCGUGGGCGUAGGUACAGGAAUCUGGGCGUGUGAAGCUCUCUACCUGUUUGUCUACAGGACAUAAUAUUCAGCAAACACUACAAGCUGUCUAUCAAAGAAAAACAGACAUUUUUUUUUAUUCUUUCAGUGUAUGUGGAGUCAAAUUGAUCAUUUUUAUCAAAUGUAAAAGCAGGAAUGUUAGUGUGACUGUGCUCUGCUUCCUGAAGCCAGAACAUCCUCAGAAGUGUCCUCUGUAACUGGGUCACACAGUGUUGCAGCGGUGAAGACUUGUUUAACAUCAAUCACCAGGAGAGUCAUCCAUCUAUCAGCCAAUACUCGGCCAUAUCACAUGAACACAGGGCCGCUACCUUACCCUGCCUUUCGUGUCCUGACCCCCAUUUGUCAGAGACGACCCAGGGAGAGUGAGAGCAGCGUGUCGAGGGGUUGAGCCUCUGCCUGGCCUCUACUUUCUCUCUUUGUAUGAGGAACAACCCGUGGUGGUUGCACACAGCAUCUCUCCCCAAACUUGUGGCCCUGCAGAGCUCAGAUUGGGCUAACUCUGUUGACCCCAGUGCUCUGUGGGUGUAGAAAAAUGACCUGUUUAUGUAAAGUUCCCAGAAAAAAAAAAAAAAACGAUGCUAAAAUCUGUCAUUCCUGAAAUAAGUACCUGCACCUCUUUGCAUGUCUCAGCUGCACAGACCGAGUCUGCCGAGAUUGAUUGCAAUAGCGGACAAAAAAGAGAGCAUAUGACAAGAUAGAUGUGUAAAUUAUCACAGUGAUGGAGGCAAUGAUGCAGUCCCAGCACCUUCUGUUUUCUCUCCAUUUCCUGAGAGGAGGGAGGGAGGGACGGAGGUGGAAUAAGGAGGGAGGCCUGCAGAGGAGGAGGUGGGGGAGAUGGUAGGGAGCAGGGGACUUUCUUAGUUAUUGGGCAGCAGCUGAUUGGUCCCUCUGUCACCAUCUGGAGGUGUGUGCUAUCAGGGUCCCCUGUGACCCUGCUGUCUGCCCUGUUUUGUCAAGAGACGAGGCCUAACCCGCCUCACGGCUGAUCCCCAUCUGGGUUUCCUGGCCGGACUCUGAUAACAUGGCGCUCUAACACACCAGGCCACUCCCCUAAACAUGCCCUUUAAACACCGGAGCCCCCCCUGUGCUAGCAAUCCAAAACGAGGUGUGUGAACGCUCCCAUCAUACACACGAGUGUUGGCAGGCCUCUGUCUCUUAUCUGUCCUGACCACAGCGCCGCUUUAAGGUGUUUGCUCUGCAGGCAGCACAUGCUCGGAGCUGCUCCGCUCUCAGGUUUAUCUUCUAGAGGUGGAGGGUUUCUUUUAAGUUGACAUGACCUCCAAAAGCUAACACACACACACACCAAGCUCUCUGAUCUGAUGGCGUAGUUAAAGUGUUGGGCUGUGGGGUCUCUUCAUACUUAUUGAAUUUUUCUUUGAAGUUCUUAUUUAAUUCAUCUUGUAGAGCACUCUGAAUGCUUUGAUUAGGCUCAUCUGCUUCAUUUGAUUCAUGACUUUUAACUGCUUUACUGGUCAGAAGACAGAUGUGAUGAUGACAGAUGUGGAAACCCCCCGAUGCUCAUUUGACCAAGUGGUCUAAAUGUAAGAGCUGCAACACAAGAGCUGCUCCAAAUAUUACUCAUGAUUUUCACAGAUCCACAAAUCAACACCGUAAUUCUUACAGUCUAAAAUCUGUGGGAAAAAUGUGUUUGAAAAAAAAACACACCACAAUCUUCGUAGGUCUAAAACCAGAAGUUUUUCAAAUUUCAAUAAACUGAAUUUGGGGCGGCUGUGGCUCAGUAAUAGAGUUUAGGUCCACAUGCUCAAAUGUCUAUGGGCAGGAUGCUUGACCCAAACCUUCCUCGCGCUGGCUUUGCUCAGCCCUGUGUGGAUGAUGAUCCAAUAUCCAAACAAAUGUGCAUGCAGUUAAAUUAACAAAAUAAUUAAAAAAAACUGAGUCCAGGUUUUAUGGGCACCCACGCCAGGUUCAGUCAGGACAUUUGUUGGGUUUUGACACAUGACUCUCAACAAUUCUUAUUCAGUCUCAACUAACAAACAAAAGCAAAAUUCAAAACAUCUCCAAAAGACACCAUGUCUUUAAACCUGUUAUUUAAAGAUUAUUUUAGAUAUCAAAGAUGAUCCUCAGUGUUCAGAUCACAGAUGAUUAUAUAUAUUUUGAAAGAUUGCACAGCGGCCUGCAGAAAAUCCAAAGGUUUGGUCUCAUUUUGAAGUUCUGUGCCAAGAGUCUGGCUCUCCUCUGAGGUUUUCUCAGCCCUUUAGAGCCACCAGACCUCUCACUGACUCCAGACUCUCCGCUAAGAACCUGUCGGCUACAGACGCCGUGGAGUAUGUCGGUCUGGACAGCUGGUGAAGCAAUAGGCACCCUCACUAGGCUUGGUGCCUCAGCCACUCUUGCUCCUCAGGUUGUGGAGUUUGGAGGAAGAGGAACGGCAGAGAGCCAAAGUCCCGCUGACAGAGCGCUAUUGUGUGCCGCUGCGCGGCUUUCUCUGGCACCCUGUUGGUAAUCAGGCGGGUGUGGAGGGGCACAGAUCAGAGUAGGGGACAAGUAGGCACACAACAGCCUCGGGGUCAGCUGAAGGAGCGCGCUCGUGUGCACAAUGAGACAGAAACACAGAAAAAAAGUGUUCAAGUGACUCUGAGUGAGAGAGAGAGAGAGGGUGGGGGGGACAGCGGCUCAAAGAGCGAAGGGAGCCAGGGACAGAGCGCUCCAGCCGCCAGCCGGCCCCUCCUCUGGGAACACACAGAGCCUAAUGAGUUUGAUAGUCUGCUGAGCUCCAUAAAUCAUGCCAUGCAAAACAUUUCUCCUCUCUGAAUAAAAGCAUUUAUCACCCUCUGUUUAUUCACUCACUCUCACAAGAUUGAUUGGCUCCCAGCAGCCCGCUGAGCAAUCAGCCGUGCCGAUUCCUCUAUACCCCCCUCCCCUCCCCCCUUUUCUCCUCCUCCUCAGUCCUCUUCUUUUCGACUUGAUUUAUUUAUUUAUUUUCCCUCCUCUCGUCAUUCAGUGGGGAAACUUCGAAAGGAGUGGAUGAGGGAGACCGUCUCCAAUGUCGGCAUGGGGAUGCUGAAGUCCGUCAAGGAGUACGUGGACCCCCAGAACAUCUUCGGCAACAGAAACCUGCUCUAACUCCCGGCUCCUGUCCAUCUCCACCUCACCUUUUUUCUAAAAGGCAUCGUGUGCAUUUUGGAUUAAUUGAAACUAAAAUGUGAAAUGGACAGAGAUGUUGUCUUUUCUCAUCAAAGAGUGUCAUUUGGUGCCAUUAACCAGUUCACCCAAACCUUUACUUUCUUUUACAUCGUAUUGCACUAAACACGCUGUAACAAUCAUUCACAGUCAUCUCAGUUUGUUUAGAAUAUAGAAUAGAAUAUUCCUUUAUUGAUCCCCCAUGGGGGAAAUUUUUUUGUCACAGCAGCAUCACAGACAAGACAGAAAGUGCAAAAUGCAGUUAUAACAAUAAGGGUCCUAAUAUUAAGAACUUAAUAAAUGUAAUAAUUAAGAAAAAAAUAAUUGAAAAGAGAAAAGGGAGAAGAAAAAAGCUGCGACCAUGAAACAACUCGACCCUGAUUUAGUCACAUUCGUUUGUGUUUCACCCUUUCCUUCGUAUUCUUGUUAACAGUUCAUCACAUUGUUUUUACUCUCCUCUUGUACGUGUGUGCGUGCGUGCGUGUGUGUGGCACUUCUUCGUCAGUAAGUUUAAGAAGAAUGCGCUUUCUAAAGCUCUGUGCCUUUCUAAAGCUUCUGUCUGCCUUUCCCUUCUCCUAUGACUCACUUUGUGGAGCGUAAAUUAACCCGGACAUGAGCUUCUCUCCGUCUCUCGUUUGGUCCUCUUUCCCUCCUUCCUUUAGUCAUACUGACCUUUUUGCCAUGAGAGACUCUUCCUGGACUCUGCUGAAAAACAUGCUCUUCAAAAACCCCACCAGAUUUUUAACAACAACCCCGUGUGAUUACAAAGAGAGAUAUUCCCCUGUGUGUUUAGUUUUUUGUACUGAAAGCGUUUACCUUGCAUGGUUUGUUACAGAGAAAGUGAAGCAGGAAAAAAAAACAUUGCAGUUUUUUUGUUUUUUCUGUUGUCAUGAAUGCUUCAAAGCGGCUGCAGAUUUGAGGCCUCUGGAUCCCGGUGCUUACAUCGUACCAAAGACUCAUCACAUCAUGCAAACAUACACACAUUUGAAGGUGUACACACUUUUAGUAACUUCACACACAGCUGAACUGUAUUUUUUAAUCAGCAUAUGCAAGGAUAAACCCCUGUGAGAGCUGUAAAAGUUAAGCUAUCUGUGACUGUUACAUGUGAUAAACACAUUUACAUCCUAUGUUCCACACUGUAUUAAAUUAUUUCUGCUCUAUAGGGUUUGUUUUCCCAGAAUUCCCUUGUUAGUUUGCGUGUCCUGUAUGAAGGUUUUUUUGGAUCGGAUAUUUAAAUGUACUAAAACUUGAUGCCAGACUUGUAUCGUAUGUCAGAGUUAACCAUUGAUUUUGAGGUAAAACUUAAGCUUUAAGAAAGCUGUUGUGCAUAGAAAAUUCCCUUUUCUGCCCCUUCUGAUCCAAGCUUCAGGUUUAUUUUGGACCCCAUUGUCCUUUUUUUAAUUCAUAAAAAAUCCUACAUAUAAAAAGGACAUAGUCAGGACCUGUCGUGUGGCAUUUUACCCCGUGUCAAAAGAGGUUUUGAACAUUAUGGAUGUACCUUUUUGUUAUUUUCCACUUCUCUAAACAACAUAGUAACAUCCAAGUACAUUUUUGUCAAUGCUGUUUGUGCAAUUAAAUUGAACUUAAACAUCCCAGCCGUUGAUUUUCUGUUCAGUGAGCAGGAACCUUCGACCUCUCUCAUACAUCAUUUCCAAUUCAGCUCUCCUCUCGUAGUCUUUAUUCGUGUUGUCAGUUGGAGCUCGGAGGGUCAGCAGGAGCAGCCUUUUGUUUGCUCUUUCUCUACCUAUGACCACAAUGAGCUCAAGGUGAUCCAGCACAGAGGAUGUUAGCAGAGUCGGUAUUUUGCUUCCUGACAGGAAGGAUUUUCUUUCUUUUUGCUACACAGAGGCUCAUUUGGGAGUCAUCUUCACCCACACAGCCGCCCACACGCUGCCUGCUGACGUCACUGCCACCUAUCAGCAGCUACGCGGCUCAGCCUUGGAGGAUAAAAUGCACUGCAGCUAUCCCACUCCUCACAGUUUAAUACAAAGGAUUAUGAAUGAAUGAAUACAUCUGAUAUAAAUAUGACUUGAAGGAUUUCAGGUUUAAUAACAGAUCUGUGUGUUUGCAGUCAAGUCCUUUUUCUUUAUGGGGUUAUCUCCCAAACUGGAACAUCUUUUUUAAUGUCUUUAAAUGUAUUUCAAUGGAGCAUGCAUGCACAAGCAGUAUUUCACUGAGAGACAU